AUGCAACCAUUCCGCCUUACCGCCACGGGCUACAACAUCAACUAUCUCCCUCAAUACAUUGCCGAUCGGAAAGGAUUUUUCCGCGAGCAGGGCCUCGAUGUCGUGACAACAAUCCCUACACCAUGGGAUGGUGUCCUUGACGCACUUGCCGACGGCUCCGCCGAUAUGGCCCUUGGAGGGAUCUGGGUACCGUCCAUGUACCGCGACCGAGUACAAAACUACACGGUCUUCGCGCAAAUUGCAAAUCGCUGCCCUCUAGCACUGCUCAGGCGCACGAGUUGCGAAAAGUUUAGUCUAUCCGACGUAGACGGCGCGACCGUGCUGAUGAAAUCUAUUGGUGGCGCUAGCGUCGGAUUAUUCUUCAAAAUGCUACUGCGAGAGCAAGGAAUCGAUCCAAGAUCAGUGGAUUUCAUCCAAGAUCUGGACGGCGUCAUGCUUGGAAACCUGUUCCAAGGUGGUAUGGGCGAUUUCUUCGUAACGGACAAUCUAUCUGCACAGGCCAUCGCGGCGCGCAAUCCCGAAGUCUCGAUCGCGAUGGAAAUGGUCACGCAGGGAGAGGUACCUUGGAGUGUAUAUUACCGAGAAACUUCGACGAUAACCCCGAGGUUGCUCGAGGCGCAGAAGCGGUUUUGUAUUGGGCUGAACAAAGGCAUGCAAUGGGUGCUCCAGCGCGAUGCUGAGUCCUUCAAGGACGAACUCGCCGAGCUGUUUCCUAAAGUCCCCAUUGAUGUUGCUAUCGAGGUGGUCAACUCCUUCCGUCGGAAUGGGAUGUGGACUACCACUACUAUACCAAAAAAGGCAUUUGACCGCUGGCAGAAAGGUCUGACCGACGCACGCUUUGUCAAACAACCCUUGGUGUACGAGUCUAUUGUGGAUUCUGGGCCUGCGAACGAAGCGCAAGCUCCAACCAUAACUCAGUAA
This is a messenger RNA of Exophiala aquamarina CBS 119918, 921 nucleotides long. RefSeq lists its product as uncharacterized. The record is from RefSeq and is a predicted model, not a curated record. Gene Ontology annotation, biological process: thiamine biosynthetic process. The transcript has a single exon. Bases 1 to 921 code for a protein of 306 amino acids. Lineage: Eukaryota; Fungi; Ascomycota; Eurotiomycetes; Chaetothyriales; Herpotrichiellaceae.